Molecule: messenger RNA, 618 nt
Organism: Penicillium angulare
Lineage: Eukaryota; Fungi; Ascomycota; Eurotiomycetes; Eurotiales; Aspergillaceae
Exons: 1
Coding region: 1-618 (205 amino acids)
Source: RefSeq, a predicted model, not a curated record
AUGGAUUUCCCAACUCCAAUUUCUCCACUCCAGAAUCAAUCCUCAACUCCAAGCUCAAGAACAACUUCUCCCUCCGCAUCCCCAACUACAAGUCACCGUCAACCAACCUCCCCACACCACCUAUUCAAUCUAUCAUUCCACCCAACCUCCAAUCCUAAAGAUGACGAAACAUCUUCAAGUUCCUCAAGGGCAAAUCCCCAAACGAUCAGUGUGCUACCCUGCGCUGUUUUACGCGGGCGCUCUUCAAUGAUGCUCUUGCGCCGCCGUCCUUCAGCUGUUGAUAUGGCGCUCAGUGAGGAGCGAUCGCGCUGCGAUGGAAAUGCGAUUGAGAGGCAGGGAUUGGAUCUUAUGGAGCCUAGACCUGUUGAUAUGCGUGUUGAUGUGGGAUCUAGUCUGGGUGGAUGUAUGAAUGCGACUCUGGCAGGGAACACGAAUGGGAAUACAUUUGCGACUGUGAAUAGGAGUGCGAGUACAAAUGUCGGUGGACGUGGAUUUAUGUCAUAUCAGCACCGUCAAUCUCUGAAGAAUCAGAGUUCGAAUUCGAAUAUGAACCAGAAUCAGAGCCAGCCGCCGUUUGUAAUGGGGGGAAUCUUUGAGGUUAUGGAGGGCCGUGCUUAG